CCUACCAAGUAUCACCUUCUUUCUUCUUCGAUUCUAUUCUCUCUUGAAUUCCAUAUAUAGGCUGAAGAAGUGAAGUACAGCAACUCUAAAUAUAUCCUCAGCCAGUUCUUAAAAAUCUAAUCCUUAAGAACACUCGACAAGUUUGAUAUUUUUGAUCCUUAAGAUUGUAUGGCUCAAGCUCAAGCUGCAUAUCCUCCUCCUCGAUCCUACCCAGCAGCAACGGUGGAGGGAUAUCCACCUCCUGGUGCCUACGCUGCACCACCUCCAGCCGGAUAUCCAGUAGCUGAGUAUGCCGGUGGUCAGGGACAAUUUCAAGCUCCCGGAGCAACCACCAACAGAUCAGGUCAAGGGUUCUGGGAAGGAUGUUGUUCAGCCCUUUGCUGUUGUUGUGUGUUCGAGGCUUGCUUUUAAUCAAGUUUAUUCAUAUAUACGGUAUGCUCUCCGCCGGGAGCAGCAGCCUUUAGGAUUCUUUUGACUCCUUGAUUUAUAAUUUUGUACUUGAAAUGUCGGUAAACGUGUAAUUUUUGUAGUUCGAAACUGGAAUACUAAAGCCAGCACCUAUGGGAUAUGAUUCAGUUGUGCUGGCAGUACUUGGUUAUUGUAAUAGUCAUCGGUUAAAACUUUAAUUUUUAUCAUAGAAACAUAUUCCGAAAUAUUAAGUUUCACUUCUUGUCAAGAAAAAUCUUUUUAUUUCCGGAAUUGAUUUCUGUUUUUUCUUUCUAAA
Messenger RNA from Papaver somniferum (opium poppy), 724 nucleotides. RefSeq names its product cysteine-rich and transmembrane domain-containing protein WIH1-like. Gene Ontology annotation, cellular component: plasma membrane. The record is from RefSeq and is a predicted model, not a curated record. The transcript has 3 exons. The coding region runs from base 169 to 411 and encodes 80 amino acids. NCBI's taxonomy places the organism in Eukaryota, Viridiplantae, Streptophyta, Magnoliopsida, Ranunculales, Papaveraceae.